Molecule: messenger RNA, 1003 nt
Organism: Cotesia glomerata
Lineage: Eukaryota; Metazoa; Arthropoda; Insecta; Hymenoptera; Braconidae
Product: cuticle protein 19-like
Exons: 3
Coding region: 509-982 (157 amino acids)
Cellular component (GO): extracellular matrix
Source: RefSeq, a predicted model, not a curated record
UAAGGAAGAAAAAGUCGUUACAUAUUCAUAACGCCUUUGUUCAUUAUAGCUUUGUCGACGUUUUUUUUUUGCAUCAGUAUAGAGCCAUUUUCACGAGCGAUUUAUUGCAAGUAUAGAAGACUUCUUAAAAAAAAAUGUGAAAAAAAUAUUCGCUAGUGUGAAACUCUUAAGAACGAUGAGUAGAACAUUUAACAACUAUUAGAGAGUCUAGACAAAAGAAAUCUGAUUGUAUGAACGAACAUUUACUUCUAUUCCAUAUUUCUUAACUUUAAAUCUCGUGAUAUAUCAAGCUCUUGCGUAUAAUGUGUUUCAUUAAAAGUGUAAAUAUUUAUGUUCCCAGAAAAAAAAAAAAUUUCGUAUCGUGUCCUUGCAAUUUAGAAACACUUCAAUGUCGAAGCACCGAUAAUCACUCUAGUAUGACCAUUUUCAUUUAGUAUAAAUACCCUAGAAAUAUGGAUGGAAUCUAUACUGAAGUUAUCAGUCUAAUUGAUCUAUUAACACUAUCAACAUGUACGCACUUAAGCUCUUAAUGGUUAUCCUUUUUAUAUUCAUUAUAAAAAGUAAAGCAACACCAGUUGAGUAUGAAAAUUAUGAUGACUACGAUUCAUACAAUCAAGACUCUGAGAAUAGUUACGAAGAAGAAUCAUACCCAGAUGAAGGAUACUCAGGCUAUGAAUAUGAUUCACACGAUAACUACGCUCAUCCUCGGUACGCUUUUAAUUACGGAGUGAAUGAUCCGUACACGGGGGAUUUAAAGAGCCAGGAGGAAGUGCGGGAUGGUGAUGUUGUCAAAGGAUCUUACCGUAUAAAUGAACCGGAUGGAACAAUCAGGAUUGUCGAGUAUACUGCUGAUAAUCACAACGGAUUCAACGCUGUUGUCAAGAAAAUUGGACAUGCUGUACAUCCCAUUUCUUCUGUUGCUAAAUACCAACCCAUUGUUCCUAUUCAGCUCCCAUUCAACUAUUAUCGUCAUCUUUAUUAAUUAAUAAUUAUAAUUAUCUAA